AUGUCUUCCGCCAAACCCAAGUUGAACCCCGCCACCUUUCCUCGACCCCCAACAUGCGAGCGAACACCUCGCCAUCUGCAAGUCAAAUGGGGUGAACAAGUCAUCGCGGACACGAAAGAGGCGUAUUGGGUCCUAGAAACAUACCAUCCGCCCACGUACUACCUCCCUCCAUCGUCUAUGAAGAUUCCUUUGGAGAAGAACAGCCGCAACUCGUUCUGCGAGUGGAAGGGCAUCGCGUCGUAUUAUGACUUGAGGAAUCCGAGUAGUGGUGAGGUGGUCAAGAGCCGGGUGUGGUCGUAUGAUGAUCCGAGUGGGAGGUUUAAGGAUAUCAAGGAUUAUCUGAGCUUUUAUGCCGGGCCUUGGGAUUGUUAUGUUGAUGGGGAGAGGGUGAUUCCUCAACCUGGGGAUUUCUAUGGGGGAUGGGUGACGAGUGAUAUUGAUACUACCAGUGUGAAAGGUGCUCCGGGGACUAGGCACUGGUAA
Zasmidium cellare ATCC 36951 is the source of this 483-nucleotide messenger RNA. RefSeq lists its product as uncharacterized. The transcript is spliced from 2 exons. Lineage: Eukaryota; Fungi; Ascomycota; Dothideomycetes; Mycosphaerellales; Mycosphaerellaceae. The coding region runs from base 1 to 483 and encodes 160 amino acids. The record is from RefSeq and is a predicted model, not a curated record.